Vavraia culicis subsp. floridensis is the source of this 632-nucleotide messenger RNA. RefSeq names its product TIGR00251 family protein. Lineage: Eukaryota; Fungi; Microsporidia; Pleistophoridae. Gene Ontology annotation, cellular component: cytoplasm. Bases 219 to 524 code for a protein of 101 amino acids. The transcript has a single exon. The record is from RefSeq and is a predicted model, not a curated record.
AAUGGCCCACAGCUCAUGGCAAUGCUUUUUUAUUCAAUCAAGAUCUCAGGAUUGCACCACUCCUCAAAAUACUUACCAGGUGCAAUCGCGUGGUGCAUGGUAGUAAACAUAGCAUAACGCAAUCUUCCGUAUUGUACAGUGCCCUCCUACAGAAUAUCCCGUUCCUUCUCACUAUCCGUGAUAAAAUCGUACGUCCCCCUUCAUCACACUCAACCGCCAUGUCAUUCGCUAAAAGUACCGGAAAGGGCGUUCUCCUCAACCUAGUGAUACGUCCGGGCAGCAACUGCACAGGACUGACACGAAUACAAGACGGUCAGUUGCACGUUGAUGUAAACGCUGUUCCUGAAAAGAACAAGGCUAACAAGGAGGUAAUACGUUUUAUAAGCACCCUGUUAAAGGUAGACAAGAGUAGCGUAAGCAUUGUGAGCGGGUUGAAGAGCAGGAACAAGAUUGUGAUGGUGAGGGAUGAGACGGACGGGGAGCGUAUUGAAAAGGUGGUAUUACAGGAUUUGGAUGGUAGGUAAAGGAAUUAUACGUUUUGAUAGUGAAAUGUUACUGUUUAGGUGAUGAUAUGCUUAGUACUACCGGUUUGCAGUAUUUACUUGUGUUAUGGUUGUGUUCGAUCUAUUGCA